Molecule: messenger RNA, 3116 nt
Organism: Darwinula stevensoni
Lineage: Eukaryota; Metazoa; Arthropoda; Ostracoda; Podocopida; Darwinulidae
Source: the annotation of a GenBank genome assembly
AUGAGGUCUGUGGAUGCCUGUUCAAGGCACAGCAUUUGCUGUUGGUCUGAUCUUAGACAUACCAUGGAGAAGGUUUUGAAGUAUACUAUUCACAAAUGCUCCAGUUUCUCAGGCUCAUAUGCACCUGGGAACAUCAUGGAGAACAAGCCCAUAGAUCAGUCAUCACGGUGGUCCUCUGACUCUAACAGCCCUCCUCAGUUUUUGGUUUUGAAGCUUGAAAAGCCUGCCAUUGUGAAGUCUAUUUUGUUUGGGAAGUUUGAGAAGACUCAUGUUUGCAACUUGAAAAAAUUCAAGGUGCUUGGUGGUCUGAGUGAUGAACACAUGAUUGAGCUUCUUGAAAAAGGAUUGCGCAAUGAUAGUUCCCCUGAGAGCUUCCGCUUGAAGCAUGUCAUUAGUGGCCAUGUGUUUCCAUGCCGUUUUAUCAAAAUCGUUCCGUUGCAGUCCUGGGGUCCGAGUUUUAAUUACAGUAUUUGGUAUGUGGAAUUGCAUGGAAUUGAUGAUUGGGAUGUUGUGAAGCCUUCUAUGAAUUGGUAUAACACAUAUCGAGAGGAUGAAGCAGUUCGUCUCUGUCUGAAGCAUUUUCGGCAGCAAAACUACAUGGAUGUCUUCCAUGCGCUUCGGAAGCAUACCAAGGCCAGAGUUCAGUUUGAGGAUCCUCUCCUUUCUGAACUCCAUAAGUUACUUGUGGUUGAUGGGGACUUUGACAGAUGUGAGCAGCUCUUGGCAGAACUACUUGAGAAAGGCAUAUUUAGCUCCUAUUUGAGCCGCCAGGAGUAUCAACCCGUUUGGGAGCGUUUGACUCCACCUUUGAAGGAGAUGAAUUCUUCCAUGAGGCCUGGGAUGCGUGGGGGACAUCAAAUGUGCAUUGAUGUGAAGUCAGAGACUAUUUACUUAUUUGCUGGCUGGGAUGGGAUUCAGGAUCUGAGUGACUUCUGGGCAUAUUCAAUCCCUGAUAAAAGUUGGAUAUGCCUAAGUCGAGACACAGAGGCAGAUGGUGGCCCCUCUCCCCGCUCAUGUCAUAAGGUGUGCCUUGAUCCUGAACGCAAGCAGAUAUUUACCUUGGGACGGUAUAUUGAUGCCAAUACACAAGGUCCAAAAAGCUUCCAAAGUGAUUUCUACAUGUAUGACAUUGAGUCAAGAAAAUGGGUGUUGAUUAUGGAUGACACUUUGUCUAUGGGUGGACCCCCAUUGAUCUUUGACCAUCAGAUGUGCAUGGAUGUAGAAGGAAGGUGCAUUUAUGUCUUUGGUGGUCGUGUUGUUCAAUCCCCGGAGUCAGGAAAUGAGGCUACAACUGAGGCUCUUUAUUCUGGUCUGUAUGCCUACCAUGUCUCUACAAAUACUUGGAGAAAGAUUCGUGAUGAAGUGUCCCCAGAACGGAUGUCCAUCAGGCCAAGAAGUGGUCAUUCUAUGCUCUUUCAUCCUACCAAGAGGGAGCUGUACAUCUUUGCUGGUCAGCGUAGCAAGGAGUAUUUCAAAGAUUUCUACAUUUACAAAGUGGACACAGAUGGGUUGGAAGAAGUUGAGGAGGCAGAAGUGCCAUUGACUGGUGUGACCCAAAGAGCAACUCUUGAUCCUGAGCUCAAUGAGAUCCAUAUGUUGUCUGGGCUUUCAAAGGAGAAGGACAAGAGAUGGAAUGGAGUUCGGAAUUCUCUUUGGGUGUUUGAUCUUUCUGAAAACCGAUGGUCUUGUGUCUACAAAAAUGAUGCUUCAAACCAGGCACUUUCAGACAAGAUUCAGAAGGAACCAUGCCCUCGUUAUGCUCAUCAAUUGGUCUAUGAUGAAGUCCACAAGAUACAUUAUUUGUUUGGAGGGAAUCCUGGUAGACCUUGCCUGCCAAAGCUUCGCCUUGAUGACUUUUGGUCUCUCCAUCUCUCUCGUUUGAGUAAGGAGCAGUUGCUUCGUAAGUGUCGCUUCCUCAUUCGCAAACAGAGAUUUCAUGAACUGGCAUCAGAAAACACAGUGUCAGCACUUAUGUACCUCCAGACAUCCUUGGCUGAAGUGAUUGACCAUUCUGUGAAUGAGAAUAUCACAGAAUUUCAUCAGUUAGCUGCUAGUCUGUUUCCAUCUACACCAGAAAGUGAUGACAUAGGUCAACAACCAACUAUCUUCCAAGAAGAAGUUAAUACUCCAGCACAUUUCAGGUCUCGCACUGCUUUGUAUGAUUCCUUGGUCUUGCUGUUUCCAGAAGAAAUGACUCAGCCUAAGGGUAAUCUGGUGGAUCUCAUCAGCAUGUUGGAGUCGGAGGAUGGGGAUGCUGAGUCAGAGCUCCUCUACAUCCCAUCAACCCCUCGUAUCCGAACCCGACGACAUCGGGUUCAUACUUAUGCUCAUCCAUCUGGUGUUGGUUCCACAACUGGUCGUGGGAAGAGGGGCCGACGUUAUGACAAUGCCAUGUACCUGAUAAACCUAAUAGAUGAUGACUUUGAGGAACUAGACAUUCACCACUUCAUUGAAGGUUCAGCUUCUGGAUUUGCUCUGCUUUUUCAGAAGCAUGAUCUCAUGGAGGCAUGGAAUCACUUUGUGGACCUGGGUGAGGAAGAACAGAUGGAGAUGCUUGGCAUGCAGAAGAAAAGAAAGAGCUCAGAUGGAGAGAGCCAUCAUGAAAGAAGGAAUGUCAGAAAGUCUUCAAGUGAAGACAAGACAGCCAAUCAUCCUGGAUACAUGGGAGGAGAGGCCGAGGCCUAUCUGAGGAUAAACCAGAGUCUCAGGACUCUCUUUCAUAGAAGACAUCUCCCCCUUGGUAUUCUGGCAGAGCUGGAGGAAGAAGUGGUGGAUUUCUUUGGAGAGAGCCCUAUGGAUGUUUAUGUAUCCCGUGCCUUAUCUCCUCUGCAGAGAUCAUUCCUUCAUGCAAUUUGCCAAUUUCACUGCCUUUGUGCUAACAGCCUGGAAUCUGGGGAUAGUCCAGUACGAAUGAUGCAAGUGGAUAACCCAUACCUAAACUUCCCAUGCAACUGCUGCAGGCUUCUCAACUAUGUAGAGACCAAGGUUCGUGCAAAAUAAAUGUUCUUUCGUGGAGAAAUGAGAGGUCAUGGAACCAGAAGUUGACUGGAUUUUGCUCUGAAUGUUUUCAUGUGUGGCAUUAUAUAGUGUGGUAUGCAUGUUUUUUUCCUCCCAGU